ACCUGGGGACCCACGGGUUGAGAACCACAGCUCUAGGGAGAAAGACACUCCAGUUUUACAUAUUUUGGGGGAAUAGGCUCAGGAGGCUGCAGGACUACUAAUAAUUGCCACAUUUUGGUGUUUUUAUCAGCCUGGAGUGCUAGAAGAGUAACCUAGACCACAGAAAAACCAUCUUUUGGUGCUCUUAGGAGGAUCCGAGGGGAUUGAAAGCCAGCUGGAAACAAAGUUCAGCCGUCCUCCUGAAGCACUAGAAGCCUGAAAGAAGAGGAUCCAUCCUUUUGUUCUCUGUGUGUUGAGGAGAUUGAAAACUAGAUGAGAAAUUGGUCCGGAACCAACCAUCCAGAAGAAGGUUUUGAUCCAUCUGCUCCCAGCGAGCAAAAAAUGGUGGGAACAGAACGAGGAAAAAGACCGAACAGAGCACACAAAUCCUCCAUCGUUGUUCCACCCAAACAUACGGGAUGGGGAAUAUCACAGGAAAGUAAAGAGGGGAUGCAACAACGCUGGGAAGCCCAAUGGCAGGAGUUCCUGAAGACCCUGCAGCCCAUUCACACGAGCGAGGAAGACCCGAUGGUGCUGGAAUCCUCCCCGUGGGAUGAUGCCAAGGCCUUCCUGGCCUCCUUCGAGCAAGUGGCCAAAGCCUGUCGGUGGCCAAAGGAAGAGUGGGUGACCCGUCUCCAGCCGGCUCUGAGCGGAGAAGCGGAACAAGCCUACGGUAUCCUGGAAGCCGGAGACCGGGAGGAUUACGGGAAAGUGAAGGUGGCCCUCUUGCGCAGGGAUGCCCUGAGGAUGGAGGCACAGCGGCAGCACUUUCGGCAGUUCUUCUGCCCGGAGUUUGAGGAUCCGCGGAGAGUCUACAGCCAGCUUCAGGAACUUUGCUGUCAGUGGCUUAAGCCAGAGAGGCGCAGCAAGGAGCAGAUCCUGGAGCUGCUGAUCCUGGAGCAAUUCCUGGCUGUUUUGCCACUCGAGAUCCAGAACUGGAUCCGGGAAGGAGGGCCAGAGACCUGCGCACAAGCGGUGGUCCUGGUGGAAGACUUCCUAACAAGCCAACGAGAGGCCGAAGUAGGCAAAUGGCAGGGUCCAUUGCAAGAGGUGCGCCUAAACUCCCAGGAAGGAGAAGAGGGUCCUUUAAGGGACCUGCAGGAUCAGGUCUACAAAGAAGCCAAGCACAACAGUGUUGGAGAGAUCAAUUUGCUGGGCAGUGGGAUCAAAGGUCCAAGUCACCCGAGUUCUUUGCUUCCUGCAGAAGGUCAGGGAAUGGCUGAAGCUGGUCCAAGUGAGGGAAUGGUGAGCCUCAACGAGGCCGCCAUGGUUAAGCCGUCUCCAAUGCAACCCGUCCAACGGACCAUGUUUUGGCAAGUCCUGCAGGAGGAAGGUGGAAAUGCAAACUCCUUGGAGGGAAUUUUGGCACCCAAACCUGAUCAAUCUCCCCACCCUCCAAAAGAAGAGACGUUCCACCAGUUUCCAGUGGGAUGUGAGAGGCACCCAGGACGCAAUUCCGGUGACAAAAAAGGAAACAAGUUCAAGACAGAGGGUUCUCUGUACGAGCUGGAGGAAAUGCCCAGGACACAGCCAGAGACGAGCCAGGGGAACGUGCCAGUGACCGACGAGAUGCUCAAGGAAAGAUGUGACAAGAAGAGAAGUUGGAUCAUGGUGGAGACUUUUCAUUAUGGAGGAGAUGCGAUGGACAAAACACCCACAACGGUGACACGUUCAGAGGAAGGAAAUAUCCCUGCAGCAACCGAAAUGGACAAGAAAAGAUGGGAGUCCAAUAGAGGACAAAGGAGGGACCUGAUGGAAGCUGACAACGAAUCCAGCAUGUUCUCAGAAGGUUUUGGUCCUGAAUGCAAUGAGAGACACAUCGUGUACGUGAAGGAUGAACUGCCUUUUUCCGCUGGGCCGGGUGGAAGAUCCCACCCCAAUUCAGGAAUCAUUAUAAAACAUGUUGGAGAGGACCAGCUUGGAUAUCCAACAGAGAUGGAAAUCUUCCAGGAAAAUCCUGGAGAAAAAAUGUAUAAACACACAGAAACCUUUCCUGCCCUUGAUCAGAGAGAACGUCCACUUGGAAGACACCAGAGUAGUCCAACAGGAGAGAAUUCUUUCAGUUGCCUUGAAUGUGGGAUAAGCUUCUCUCAGCGGUUGCAUUUGAUGGCCCACCUGCAGAUCCAUGCAGGAGAAAAACCUUACAGAUGCCUCGAGUGCGGGAACUGCUUCAUCCAAAAGAUUAGUCUAAUGCGACAUCAGAAGAUUCAUGCUGGAGUGAAACCUUACAAAUGCACCGAAUGCGGGAAAAGCUUCAUGCAGAGCACGCAUCUGAAGAGGCACCAGAGGAUCCACACGGGCGAGAAACCUUUUGAAUGUACGGAUUGUGGGAGACACUUCUCCAGGAAAGAUAAACUGAUGGGGCAUCAGAGAAUUCACUGUGGUCAGAAAACCUAACUCAGUCCCCAAGUGUCAGAAAAGCUGAGCCUGGGAUGAGCAUCUAAGAAUCGAAAUAGGAGAGAAGAUUUAUUAAACUGCUGCGUGAGGAAGAAACAUGAUUGAAAACAUCAUUCACCCUAUUUAUUUAUUUAUCGUGUCAGGGGCAACCAGACAAUUUACCCUGAGCUUGGAGAAUUGAUCGCUGCCUGAAAUGUUUUAAGUAUGUGGAAAACUUUGGUUCCAAAGGGACACAGAUGAAUCUAUGUUGGAUAUUAAACAAGUAAACAGAGAGAGAAAGAUGAGUCCUAUGAAUGAAUAUGUGUAGGGUAAGGUUAUAAAUAGUUCCAAACUACUGUUUCUGUUAUGUUUUGUCUCCAAGAUGUGCAAUUGGUCGGAUGGAAGGUGGCAAAUGUGGCCUUCUGCCCUCUUAGUGGUUAUGAAGCAGAUUAAAAUCGUCAAAGACUUUCAUGACUGAAAUCACUGGGUUGUUAUAGGUUUUUUGGGCUAU
Molecule: messenger RNA, 2926 nt
Organism: Anolis sagrei ordinatus
Lineage: Eukaryota; Metazoa; Chordata; Lepidosauria; Squamata; Anolidae
Product: zinc finger and SCAN domain-containing protein 31-like
Biological process (GO): regulation of transcription by RNA polymerase II
Molecular function (GO): DNA-binding transcription factor activity, RNA polymerase II-specific; RNA polymerase II cis-regulatory region sequence-specific DNA binding
Source: RefSeq, a predicted model, not a curated record